AUGCCGGCUCCAAAAGUCAUGGGCAUCUACCCUGCGGACAGUGUGUCUGAGGUAGCACAGUCCCUGCCUCUAGAUCCAGUGACCUCGGGCGCAGCGGAAACCUUGGCCGGGGACGUGGAGUACAGGAUUCAUUUGAUACUCCAAGAGGCCAAAAAGUUCAUGGUCCACGGCAAGCGAAGUACGCUUUUACCAGAAGAUGUAGAGCAUGCCAUGGAGGCGUUAAAUGUGGAGCCCGUUCUGAUCCCGCCACGCCCACUUCCACAACGAUCUUUCGCCCCUAUCACCGUACCAACAGCUCCGGGAAUCACAACGACAUUAUACCACGUCCCUGAUGACGAAAUCGACUUUGCGACGUAUCUCAAAGAACCACUUCCCUCAGGACUGGCAAAUAGCGCGGGUGUGAAGUGGAAAGCUCACUGGUUAGCGGUGGAAGGAGUUCAGCCCGCCAUCCCGGAGAAUCCUCCGCCAUCAUCCAAAGCAGGCCCCUCACAUCCUUUGCCGAGCACUGGCAAUGCCGCUCUGAAAUCCUCUGCAAAGUCUCAACUUCCUGAAGAACUCCAGCUCUACUUCACUCGCCUAACCACCGCUCUGGUUCCGCCGGCACCAGGCGCUCCGGAUCAGGCACCAGGCCUCGACGACAGUGAACGUCAUCGUACUGCUGCGUUGGCAUCAAUCAGCUCGGAUGCCGCAGUCAACGGUAUACUAGUAUAUCUCAUCAAGUGGAUGGUGGAAAGUAUCAACAAGUGUUUACUGUCUCAUCCGUCUGUCUUGAGCGCACUGCUAGAUGCUGUCUCUGGCAUACUCGACAAUCGAGCCAUAUUUGUGGAACCUUAUCUUCACCAAGUCCUCGCUCCCAUCAUGUCUGUCCUUCUCACCGUACCCCUGUCCUCCCAAUCCUCCAGCUCGUUGACCAACAACCCAUCCUACGAACUUCGAUGCAAAGCCGCCAGUAUACUACAAAAGAUCGUCACCGUAUACGGCUCAAGGUAUCCCGGUCUCGUCCCGCGUAUUACCUCGACGCUCCUCAAAACUCUCAACCUUCCCCCAUUUCCAUCACCACUUGGAGGCGGAGUGCCACCUUCCGGUCGUUAUGAAGGUGCCAUCCUGGGUAUCUCGGCACUUGGACCAUCAGCGAUACGGCAAUCCCUUCUGAAUGAUCCGAAUGUACUGCAACGCAUCGAUGGGCUAUGCUCCUCUCUUUACCCUGCGCAGGAAGCGCGCAAGAGCACCAAGGCUGUCCCGUUGAGCAAAGCCACGGUUGUGGCAUUGUCCAGGAUGGUCGGGUCAAAACCGGAAGGAUGGGUCGGUACAGUCGAUUUGGAUCAGGCAGAUUCACAAUUUGGUCCCAAUCUUGUCCGUGCGAUGGAGAAGGAUUCGUGGUUGUUGAGCGAGCUGCUGAGAAUGAGGGAGGAG
This is a messenger RNA of Kockovaella imperatae, 1413 nucleotides long. RefSeq names its product TATA box binding protein associated factor-domain-containing protein. Gene Ontology annotation, molecular function: transcription coactivator activity; RNA polymerase II general transcription initiation factor activity; protein heterodimerization activity. The annotation marks the transcript as partial. NCBI's taxonomy places the organism in Eukaryota, Fungi, Basidiomycota, Tremellomycetes, Tremellales, Cuniculitremaceae. Gene Ontology annotation, cellular component: transcription factor TFIID complex; SLIK (SAGA-like) complex; SAGA complex. The record is from RefSeq and is a predicted model, not a curated record. Gene Ontology annotation, biological process: RNA polymerase II preinitiation complex assembly; transcription initiation at RNA polymerase II promoter. The transcript is spliced from 6 exons.